Anopheles coustani is the source of this 1695-nucleotide messenger RNA. RefSeq names its product apyrase-like. Lineage: Eukaryota; Metazoa; Arthropoda; Insecta; Diptera; Culicidae. Gene Ontology annotation, biological process: AMP catabolic process. Gene Ontology annotation, molecular function: nucleotide binding; 5'-nucleotidase activity; metal ion binding. Gene Ontology annotation, cellular component: plasma membrane. Bases 1 to 1680 code for a protein of 559 amino acids. The transcript is spliced from 3 exons. The record is from RefSeq and is a predicted model, not a curated record.
AUGGCACGUAGCGGAAAAAGUGGGACAAGGGGAGCCCCCCCUGCUGCGGUGGUGGUGUUUGCGGUGCUGAGCUGUGCGCUUUCGGUGGCCCACGGGCAAGAACUGUUUCCGCUGUCGAUUGUGCACAUUAACGAUUUUCACGCGCGCUUCGAGGAGGUCAAUUCGGCCAGCGUGACGUGCGAUGCGGGCGGGGCGGAAGAGUGUGUCGGGGGGUACGCCCGGACGGUGACGGUGGUGAAGCAGCUGCUGGCCGAGCGACCGAACGCGAUCUAUCUGAACGCGGGCGACAACUUCCAGGGUACGCUCUGGUACAACAUCCACCGGUGGAAUGCAACGUCCGAGUUCCUCAACAUGCUGCCGGCGGACGCGAUGACCAUCGGGAAUCAUGAGUUCGACAAUGGUGUGGAAGGAGUGGUCCCGUUUCUCGAUACGAUCGCGUCCCCCGUGCUGCUGGUGAACGUGGACAACAGCGAGGAACCAACGUUCAACCGGUUCAACAGGAGCAUGGUGCUCGAGCGCGGUGGCCGACGGAUCGGUCUGAUCGGGGUCAUCCUCAGUACGACCGAUACCAUCGCCAACACGGGUCGGCUGAUGUUUGAGGACGAGGUCGAGACGGUACGUGCUGAGGCCGAAAAGCUUACCGAUGAGGAUGGAUGUGACAUUAUCGUGGUGAUAUCACACUGCGGGCUCGAUGUUGACAGGGAUAUAGCGGCGCGCGUUGGUCCGCUGGUGGACAUUAUCGUCGGUGGACAUUCGCACAGCUUCCUGUACACCGGCGAUCAUCCCACGAUUCCGAUGACGCCGGUCUCGGAGUACCCAACGGUGGUUACGCAGUCGGACACGGGCCACCGGGUGCUUAUUGUGCAGGCUUCCGCGUACACGAAGCUGGUGGGCGAUAUCAUACUGUACUUUGACGAGCUGGGUGUCAUACAGCGCUGGGAAGGGAACCCGGUGUACCUUGGGAACGAGGUAGUCCCGGAUGCGGCCGUCGCUGCCGCCCUCUUGCCGUGGAAGGUGGCGGUGGAUGAGAUCGGAAACCGGAAGAUCGGCUCAACCGGGGUGGACCUACAGAAGGCGAACUGCGGGUACGGAGAGUGCAACCUGGGUAGCCUGAUCGCGGACUCCAUGGUGGCUGCCUUUGUGCCCCGUGCGGAACCUGGUCGGUGGACAUACGCGGCCGUCGCUGUGCUGGCUGUCGGCGGUAUCCGUGUAGGGCUCUUCCGUGGAGAUCUUGCCUUCAAGAACCUCAUCGAGGUGCUGCCGUUCGAGAACGCGCUCGUGUGCUUCGACAUGCGCGGUGACCAUCUUAUCGAGCUGCUGGAGUACAGCGUUGAGAAGUCGUGGGACGAGGAUCGGUUCAACGGCGCCAACAUGUUGCAGGUAUCUGGCCUCCGCGUACUGUACAACGUCACCAAUCCGAUCGGUGAACGGGUGCUGGCCCUCGACGUCCUCUGCAACGAGUGUAUGGUCCCGAGGUACGAACCGGUGCAGCCAUUCCGGAAGUAUCGUGUCAUCACGAACUCGUUCCUGGCGGGCGGAGGCGACGGGUUUACGGUGUUCGAACGGUACGGCCAGAAGAAGGUGCUCGGACCGGUCGAUAUCGAAGCGUUCGAAAACUACGUACGGGAUCGGUCACCCGUGUUCCAAGGGUUGGACGGAAGGAUUCAGGUUCUGACGUAGUUGAAAACACCAUCA